AGUGCGUUGCGUACGUGCUAUAGAUCAAUACGAAUACAGUAGUGCUUUCCCCCCUUGUUGCCUUCGUGGAAUGGUGUUUUAUAACAAUAAUAAUAGAAGUAAUUGCACUUGAAAUUCACUCAGCAGGUUAGGACUCUUGCUUUCAUUUCGCAAACGAACAAGCAGCAGCGGCGGCAGUGAUUGUGGUGCAAGCCUUUGUUUCAAUUCCAAGUUCCGCCGCAAAGUUGGGUUCCCGAACCCGAUGCGGAAAACAGAGUGAGGCUGAGAAAAAGAAGCAAUAAAUAUACGAUUUCGGGGCGUGUGACAUGUCUGGAAAUUGAAAGGUGUUCCUGCAGUUGUGAAAAUCAAUAGCAUCCGGCAGGCUGGUAGGCGUCCAGUGCCAGUGAAGUUGUGCCGAGCUGUGGAAAGUUUAUUAUUCUCGAAGUUUUGUUUUCCUAAAAUAGGAAAAAUCAGAAAUACCUAGUGCUUUGAGUUUGGUAGUUCAGAGCAGUGGCAGAGAGUUGUAAUUGCUUCCGGAUGAUGGCGACGACUGUUUUGGCGAUGCGGAUAAUCUACUAAAAUAGCACCGAAGAAACAUUCAAGAUUGAUCGAAUCUGGAGUGGACUCAAACGCCUCAGAAUGGAAACAAAAACGAUGGAUCUCUACGAAUUUCUCGUAGAAUCGGAACUGCAGCAGUAUUACAAUUCGCUCAAAAACGAUCUGAAAAUCACCUCCAUAGCGCACCUGAAGUAUGCCACCGACGAGGACCUGCGGCAGGUGUGCGGCCUAUCCCGGCCGGAGAUUCGCCGCUUGCGCAAGUAUUACGAAAAGUAUUUCCCCCACGGUUACCUAAACAAGAUCAAGCGGUUGCUGCAAACGCCGAAGAAGGACGAGGGCGGGCUGGGUAGUCCAACGUCCACAGUGGAACCGCUGAAAAGUUGCCCAUCGCCCAGUAAGAUUCCCAACAAUAAGCACAUAAUUCCGGCCGAUGCCAUCACGGUAAACAAACAGCUCGGAACGGGCGAGUUCGGUAUCGUCCAGCAGGGUGUUUGGACGAACGGCACCGAACGGAUUCAGGUCGCAAUCAAAUGUCUCUGCCGGGAACGGAUGCAGUCCAAUCCGAUGGAGUUCCUAAAAGAGGCGGCUAUAAUGCACUCUAUCGAGCAUGAGAACAUUGUUAGACUGUACGGCGUGGUGCUAGACACGGAAUCUCUAAUGCUGGUGACAGAGUUGGCACAUCUUAGGUCUCUCCUGGAAUGCCUCAAAGAUCCGGGAUUGAGGGUGAGUUUUCUGACGGUUCCAACUCUGUGUGAGUUUGCGGCACAAAUUUGCAACGGUAUGAUGUAUUUAGAGAACAAACGACUGAUUCAUAGAGAUUUGGCGGCUAGAAAUAUCCUAGUGUUUAGUAAGAAUAAGGUGAAAAUAUCCGAUUUUGGACUGUCACGGGCGCUCGGUGUCGGUAAAGAUUAUUAUCAAACCAAUUUUAACGUAAAUCUUAAGCUACCGAUUGCAUGGUGCGCUCCGGAAUGUAUUAAUUUUCUUCGAUUUACAAAUGCUUCGGAUGUUUGGGCAUACGGAGUAUGCUUGUGGGAAAUUUUCUCCUACGGUUUUCAACCUUGGGCGGCACUAACCGGCCAUCAGAUCCUAGAAGCCAUAGACGAACCAAACUAUCAGCGUUUGGAGAAACCGGAAUGCUGUCCGAAAGAAUAUUACUCACUGAUGCUGAAAUGCUGGCAGCAUGACGCUGCAAAGCGACCCAAAUUUUCAGAAAUCUACCUAUUACUGCCGGAUAUGAAACCGGAACAGCUGAAAACAAUCGUAUCGUUUAGCGAGCCGAAGAAAGACCAUCUCCUGUAUCGGCAAGGGGAAAUAAUCACCGUACUGGACAAGAGCACUAACUCACCCUACUGGAAGGGAGUGCUAAACUCGGGUAAGACUGGUCUGUUCAAUCCGGCAAACACCGUUGCCUAUCUGGAUAGUCUUCCAUCGUCGAUCAACCGCGAUAGCUUCAGCCGAACUUCGGAGCGUACUAGUAAGCGCAAGAUAAGAACCGACAUGAUCUCUCGACCGCAGAAUGACUUGAAACACACCGGGCACGUUGGAAUCGACGGUGCCUAUUUUGGCGAUGUGGCCUUCCUUGCCAGUCCACAGAAUGUAAGUAAAAGUCUUUUUUUUGCUCCACCUGACAGUUAACCUUGCGAUUAGCUUCCCCGGCAGAUUGUGACACCAUACAAACCUUCGGAAGAUCUUGAACAGACUCCACUUUUGCUGCCGCCAACUCCCACCAGUCCGGAUUCGAUCCAGACGGCCAGUGGAUACUUCUCGGAAACACUGCAAACCGGUCAUCAGAGCUUUGUCAAUGCGGGCGAAAAUCACGACCGUUCCACCGUCGAUAGUGGCCUAGCUAGUGCGUUCGAUUUUCGCAACAGUGGCUUCAAGGAUAGUAACCCCUUCAUCAAUGUCGACAUCAACGGAGACAAAAACACGCACAAUCAAACUACUAAGGAAGCAAAAUCAUCAGACAAUCAUCAGGAUCCUCACGAGUAUCACGAAAUAUCCGACGAUGAUAUCCCCACGGAGAAGGUAUUCGACCACGGUACCUCACUGCUGGACGAAAUGGAGGACAUGUUUAAAUCGAUGACAACGGGAACGGAACAGCACCAACAGCAUCAACUGCCACCGCUUUCACCGGACGUGGAGAACACCAACAAGCGAAACGAACUGACCGAACUGUCCUCCAAGCUGAAUCGCAAGAACAGUUCAAGUUCCGGAACUGUUAACAAUAAAACUGGAAGUAAAUCAAAGAAGCGAACCAGUACCGUGAAGCCGAUAUCGGUGAAGGAUGAAAAACUGCUAAAUCAAGCCAUCGAGAUAGCCAAUGAAAUCAGUGCGAAAUCGAUGACCGACUUGGUGUCGGACUCGAGCCAGCAGACGUCCAGUCCGAAGCGCAAGUUUAGCUUCCGCUUUCCACAUAUUCACGGCGUGGUUGGUGGUGGCGGCAGUGGCGGUAGCGGAGGCAGUGCCGGCAGUAACCAUCAUCACUCGUCCGGUUCGGGAUCGACCGGACUGGGAGGCGGCGGUGGGUCGGCCAGCGGUAGCCGGGGCAGCGGUUCCGACAAGGACCACCUGGCUUCGUCGUCGUCCGGGCACCAUCACGGCGGUAUCGGAACGCUGACAGGUGCUUACCGCGAGAGGAGAAACUUUUCCGAGGAGGCGAAGAAUGUGCCAGACUUGCAUAGCACCAUCACCGAAGAACACCGGCAGGCGUACAAUAGUCUCGUCGAGAACCCGCACGGAGUCAGCGUGUUUCCGAACGAUCUGAAGUGCUUCACGUCGUCGACCUUACCGCGAUCGCGCUUCAACAGCACUGCCAGUGCCACAUUCUCGUCCGGAACCGGUAGUUUUCGGUUUAAGGAAAUGGAUUUUACGACUACGCCGACGCAUCCGGCACCGAGAUCUCCGGGACCGCAUUCUCUGGGUGGUGAAGACAACAGUUCUGGUGAUGAUUCGAAUCCUCUGCGAAUGCUGAGGAGCAAAAAUUUUCCCGCUCUGCGGCCACGGCUAAAAAUACAGACCCAAACUAGUACGGAGGAGAAUUUGGUUUCACUGGAGGAUAAGGAUGGAAUGUGUGAAAGUCCUAGCUAUCUGACGAAUCCGGAGUAUACUUAUAAUAAUGCCGCCGCUGGCGGUGGGACAGAUGCGGCCAGCGAGCUGCUGGCUGCAGCAGCGAAUCCAAUCCCUCUGCCGCCGCGGGAUCGCAACAAAGUCAUCGCCAGCAAUCAGAAACGUCACGUGCGCAAGUAUCCACUGAUCAUUCCGGCUUCGGGUCUGCAACGAACGCUCAACAAAGUGACACAGAUCACUCCGAUUGAGGAGAAAUCGGAUGUUUUUCUUGUACCACAUGAUGAUUCCGUCAAUCUGGACUCCAAUCACGUGCUGGAAAAGUCUUCCUCGGACUCUUCGAAGCUCAACGAAAUCGGCCAUUCGUACGUUAACAACAACUCAUCUACGCUGACGCAGAAAUCCUACGGCAAAGAGUUCGUAGAAAACAAUUUCCCCCACCUGAAGUCGAACCCACCGAUGACGACCUUACCGGCAACGAUUCCCGCCACCAGCACGAUCCUCACGCGACGUCGCAACGAGAAGGACGCUGCCAAUCGGCAGUCCUUAGCCCGCGAUCCAACGUACGAAAAUUUGGAUAUCUUUCAAACCCAUCUGAACAUCGACACCGCCUCCCUGCACUGUGAAUCGAUUCUGGAGAACGAUGCGGACAAAGCCACGGAUCUGUCGUCGCCCUCGAAUUCGAUCGACGUAGUCGACAGUUUCACCAGUGCGCUGUACGAUAUUGAGAGUAAAAAGUCGAUCAAACUAGUGGAUGACGUUCUGCGCAACGUCGACGUUGUCGACACCAAAACUGUGGAUAAAAAAUCAAUCCUGCGAUCACCCCCACCUCCGGUGGGACCAGCUCCCACGCUAAACGCUGCCCUAGCAGAAUCCUUUCAAACGACCCGAGCCCCACCUCCUCCACCGCCACCGAUAGCAGCGUCUCAGGUGACCCUAACCGCUAAUAGCUGCGACGACGCCGAGGACGACGUCGAUGGACUGCCAACCUCGCCGGCGUCGGUCGCCGAAGGUGACCUGAAAAAGUCCAUCAACUACGUGAGCUGCGAAGAUCUGCUGGAAUUCGCCGAAAAACCGAAAGGUCGAGCCCGCGGUCUGGAAUCGGACGAGGUGCGCAUCAUGUCCAAGGUGCUAGGAAAAAAUACUCCCCCCGAGCAGUGCAUGGUAACGCUGGACUUCAUCGAUUGGGACAUUCACAAGGCGAUAAAGCUGUGCAAGCUGCAAAACAUCCUAGCGGCGUUCAACCUCUCGCUGCCGGAGUGUCGCGAAGCGUUGGAAAACUACGACUGGGACCUGCACACUACGGCGCUCAAGCUGAAGGCGCACAAAUAACGACGGUAUGCCAUACUCCAUAUUUUACUUCUCCUUGUCGAAUCGAAUGUCUUCCCACGUAACUGAUCGAACAAGUAUUACCUACAAGUAUCUCUAAUUUCCUUCAUCGAACUGAGAAGGAAGGCCUCAGAACCAAGCUCAAAUCAAAAUAGCAAAAUGUUUUUUUCCAGUGCAGCUGCACUUUUUUCGCAUUCUAAAAAACACCAAUCAAAAUUUCUCCCACUUUUUUUUUGUCGCUCCAAGUGAAACACAACAAUUCGAACAAUGAUUGCCAAAAUAGGUUAACAAGUAUAUCUCAUAUAUUAUA
Messenger RNA from Sabethes cyaneus, 5239 nucleotides. RefSeq names its product activated Cdc42 kinase-like (gene Ack-like). The record is from RefSeq and is a predicted model, not a curated record. Gene Ontology annotation, biological process: protein phosphorylation. Gene Ontology annotation, molecular function: protein tyrosine kinase activity; protein binding; ATP binding. Lineage: Eukaryota; Metazoa; Arthropoda; Insecta; Diptera; Culicidae. The transcript has 8 exons.